Molecule: messenger RNA, 524 nt
Organism: Didymodactylos carnosus
Lineage: Eukaryota; Metazoa; Rotifera; Eurotatoria; Philodinida; Philodinidae
Source: the annotation of a GenBank genome assembly
ACUCCAAUGCCAAUUUUUAAUCCUGGUGAAGCUUUUCUGACAUUUGUUGCUAAUUUAGAACGAAAAAUUAGUAAGUAAAAUUAAUUUCUUAAAUUAUUUCAAAAUUUAUAUCAAUAUUUUGUUUUUCAAUAGCAAUACUCCAAACCCAAUUGAAUAUUACUCGUACAGUAAGUGGUAUUACUUUACCUGUUAGAUGUUAUAAAGUCAAUGGUGUUGAAGUUGGCUCAUGUCUUUAUCCGGAUUUAUGUAAAAUUUUGGCAGCAUUGUUGCCAACAUUCAAUGCUAAAGAUUGUCCACCAAAAUUUUUACCCUAUGGUAUCGAUUGUACAUGCCCGUUUAAUAUACCAGCACAACUUUUAACUAUUGUAGCUGAAAAAUUAACAUUACCAGAUGCACAAGCAACAGUGGCAAAUUUCAUGGCUACUGGUGAUUUUGUAAUUAGACUUGAUACAUCGGACACUAUCGGAAAAUUUGGAUGUGUUGUUAUUAAAUUUACAGUCAAAUCACAGAAACCAGGAAAAUAA